CGUAUCAACAUACGCGUGGCGCGGGACGCCGCUUCCGCAAACAGAAUCGUGGGGAGCUGUGUCGUGUUAGUUCAUGAAGUUUUACCAUCUGUUUAAGUAAUCAAAAAUGGAAAAUUCUGCAAAAGCAGAGGAAUGUGAAAAGAUCUCUCUUGAAGAGGCAAAAGCAUCCAUAGAUUUGGAAACAGAGUCUUCAUUCAGUAGUAGUGAAAACGCAAGUGCUCCUGGGACUGGGCUUUCUGAAAAGGCUUCUACUUGUGGGCAAGUAGACACACCAAAAAAGAGAAAAAUGGAAUUUGAAGAUGAUCUUGUAAAGGAAAGUUCUAGUUGUGGGGAAGACACUCUGUCCAAGAAAAGAAAACUUGAUGCUGAAAUUGUCCCAGAGGAAAAAGGUGCUGGUGAUGAUGAAGGCAUUUCAAGGAAAAGAAGAAUGGAAACUGAUGAUUUUCCAAAAGAUGAACCUUCUACUGGAGAUGGCACUCAGAAAAAGAGAAAAAUAGAACUUGAGGAUGUUCCUGAAAAGCAAAAACACUUGGAAGAAGGACACAGCUCAGCAGUGGCUGCCCACUACAAUGAACUUCAGGAAGUUGGUUUGGAGAAGCGUAGCCAAAGUCGUAUUUUUUACCUAAGGAACUUUAAUAAUUGGAUGAAAAGCAUCCUCAUUGGGGAAUUUUUAGAAAAGGUACGACAGAAAAAAAAAUGUGAUAUCACUGUUUUGGACCUGGGAUGUGGGAAAGGUGGAGAUUUGCUCAAGUGGAAAAAGGGAAGAAUUAACAAGCUAGUUUGUACUGAUAUCGCUGAUGUUUCUGUCAAACAGUGUCAGCAGCGGUAUGAGGACAUGAAAAAUCGUUGUCGUGAUAAUGAAUAUAUUUUCAAUGCAGAAUUUAUAACUGCUGAUUGUUCAAAGGAACUUUUGAUUGACAAAUUUCAUGACCCAAAAAUGUGCUUUGACAUCUGCAGUUGUCAGUUUGUCUGUCAUUACUCAUUUGAGUCCUAUGAGCAGGCUGACAUGAUGCUCAGAAAUGCUUGUGAGAGACUGAGCCCUGGAGGCUAUUUUAUUGGUACUACUCCCAAUAGCUUUGAACUGAUAAGACGCCUUGAAGCUUCAGAAACAGAAUCAUUUGGAAAUGAAAUAUAUACUGUGAAAUUUCAGAAGAAAGGAGAUUAUCCUUUAUUUGGCUGCAAAUAUGACUUCAACUUGGAAGGUGUUGUGGAUGUCCCUGAAUUCUUGGUCUAUUUUCCAUUGCUAAAUGAAAUGGCGAAGAAGUACAAUAUGAAACUAGUCUACAAAAAAACAUUUCUGGAAUUCUAUGAAGAAAAGAUUAAGAACAACGAAAAUAAAAUGCUGUUAAAACGAAUGCAGGCCCUGGAACCAUAUCCUGCAAAUGAGAAUUCCAAACUUGCCUCUGAGAAGGUGGAUGACUAUGAACAUGCAGCAAAGUACAUGAAGAACAAUCAAGUAAGGUUACCUUUGGGAACCUUAAGUAAAUCAGAAUGGGAAGCUGCAAGUAUUUACUUGGUUUUUGCAUUUGAGAAGCAGCAGUGAGCACAUACGCAGUAGCACCAGAACAGCUGUAUUCCAUCUUAUGAUCCAUCUUAGAUAGAUUUGACAACUUUCCAUUUGUUUAUUUUAAUUAUUCUAAAUGUGCAGGAUGCUGCCAGAAACUCCAGUGUAUAAAUUCAACAUUUGCUGUCUGUGACAGAUGAACUUUUGUGUGUGUAUAUAAGAAUAAGUUGGGACCUUUGUCUUUAAAAAUCUAUUUUUAAGUAAUGUUCUAAGAAUUCCAUUUGCCUCUACUCUCUCAGCUCAUAAAAAUUAUAAUAUGACUUGUUAAAGCCGCUGAACUUUUUCCACAGUGUUCUGGUUUGUUCAGUGUUUGUUUACAGUAUUAAAUUUAUUACAGUUAUAAAAUUGAUGAGGGAGCAUACUGAUUUGCAGGUGUAUGUGCUCAUUUCCGUAGUUUUGUUAUAUAGUGUUUUUCAAGAUUAAGUGGAUUGUGUUCUGUACAAUUGAAUGUAGGUGUUCACUAUGUAUUGCUAAAGUUAUAAGUUCAAAACUAAAUUUUAGAUGGUUGUAAAAGUUAUUUGUCUAGAAUUUUAGCCAGUUAUUACAUUUUGUUAUAAAUAAUACUUUCUUAGCUAAUAUGAUGCAAUUCUGGAACUGUAUAGAACAUUUUAGAUGCCAGCAUAGAAUUGUUUUGGAUUUGGGGAGUUUUCUCUUAAGAAUUUCCCACCAUAGCAAUUAAUGUUCUAGGUAUCAAGAAUGUAAUUAGACAGAUUUACCUUUCUUCAUUGAACAAAAAUGCUGUAGUUGUGUUUCUUAAGAUUUCAUGAAAACCUCUCCCAUAAACCUGUUGCACAUUUUCGUCAGAUUUGUAUAUGGAACUGCAAUAGGAGGAUGUGACUGUGAAGGAAGCGAACAGACUUCAGGUUAAUUCUCCCCGAUGUUCCGUCUCGGUUUCUGGCGCCACGUGCUGUAGACCUGUUACCCCCUUCAGCCCAGAAAGAAGCAGUUUCUUUUCCUCUAUUACAAUAUCAUACUUUGCACAGUAGGAUCCAGAGUCUCAUCACCAUUCAGAAUUUGUAUUUGCCAUUUUGGAACUGUUAAAAUUGUCAGCCUUGGCUCCUUGCUUGACUGUUCUUCCAAAACUGACACCUAGGUGAGCUCUUGUCCUCACUUUAUGUCACCAUUUAGGAAACUUGCCAGUUUUUAGAUGUAGUGAAAAACUUAAAGAGCAAAGCAGAGCAAUUAUUACGUAUUCUUUUAAAAAUCAUUUAUUUAAGGCAUAUUUAAAACACAUUGUUUUCUAUAAUUAUCCAGAGUGUUUGAAAAGUAUAGUCUCUUAAUUCGUUUAUAUGUGUUGAUUGUUCGUGGUAUUAGAGUAGCUAAUCUUUUAGCAAGAGAACACGAGUUACCUAAUUUCUGUUCAUUUCUGUUGAUUCUGCAAUCUGUCAAUCUCCAAACUGUUACCAGUUUACAAAAAUUAAGUCUUUUUGCCUUAGUGGUGGUUUGCCAUAAGUCAUUCGGGGAAAUAAAUAAUAGUACUUCGGACUAGGGUGGCUGCUGUUAGCUAGCUAAUGAUGGGGUCUUAGUGUUAACAUAUCCAGGCUCGUUUUAGUUCUGGGUGAAGUGCCAGGAAGUAUUUUUGAUAGUUCAGUAGAGUAUGAAAAGCUUCUUUAUUAUUUCCUAUCUCUAUUCUCGUUUAAUGGUCUUAAUUAAUUUUAAGCAAGUAAUAAAACAUUUUUAGCCUCUUUCUGCUCUUUCCACUCCAUGGAUAAUUUGGGAGAGAGAAGACUCCCCCAAAGGAUGGAGUAAUUGGUGAUAAUACAAAGCAGGGAGAAAAGGAAGGUGGAGUCUCCAGGGCCUUCAGUGGGUAGAAAGGAGCAGAGAGAGCCUGAAAGGAUCAGGCAGGGCUCAGGGGUCUGAGGAAGGUGUUGUGUGUGCAGGAGAGGCGCGGAGCCAUGCUCAGAGGGUGCAGAGUUCCGGCAGUUGCCGUUUCGUUUGAGCUUUGUUGGCCUCAUUGCCAUCUCUGCUUUUCCCUCCACUCCUCGAUGUCUCAUUGCUGCAGUUAAGUGUCUGGGCAGUGACUCAAGAAGAACUGUUAGGAAAAGAUGGCCCCUGCCCACCAUCUCCUAUCACCAAGGUAAACGCGAGUAGGACUCCCCACCCCCCGCCAGCACACGUGCAGUCUAAAUAUUUGGUGAUUUUCCGUUCAAGACUUGUGGUAACUGUUACAAGAGGGGCAUGGCUUUGCACUGUCAGGUCACUGGUGUAAGAGGUUCACGGGAGUGACUGCCGGGCACUCCCAGACAUGUCAUUCAGUUUGUCCUCCAAGGAUAAAAAUAGAAAUAAGGAUCAAAUCAGGCAUUUGUGGAAAGGACACAGCCUGAGAUUGGGAGGAUUGAUCUAGGCUGGAUUCUGGUAGAACUAAGAAUGCUCAAACUGAAUUCUUUGGGGCUAGAAUAUACUACAGGAAAGGCACUACAUAGCUACAGUGUUUGGGAAGAGAAACUGGCCAUUUUCAGCUGCAUCCAAAGGGGAGGUCUCCUAACCUGCAGACUGCAGCAAGCCUGUGGUUAGUGACUCUGCUCUUUCAGUGCCCUCCAAGCCUCUGGUUCUAAUGUGACUCUCGGAAGAAAUUUGCCUUCAGGGAGAGAAGGCAUUGAUUAGAUACUUUGGCUUCUAUGAACUAAUCUGUGUAAUGACUCUGAAAGGUGGAUUAUCAUACAGAGUUUCCUACGCCCUCCCCAAACUUGGAAGGUGAGGAAAUAUGACUGCUGUCUAAAUUUGUGUUAAUAGCAUUAGUAGGGCAUCAGAGCAGAGGUGUAUAAAGUGAGAUGGGCUUUGAAGCAGAGUGCAAUGUUGAUCAGCAAUGGAGAGGCAGAAAAAGCAUUGUCAGCUAGCUACCAGAUGUCCAGAUCUCCAGUCCCAUUAUCUCUUUCGGGAAUUUAUUCUUCAGCUUGUCUUAGCUUCUUGCCAUUAUGUUAUUUUGAAAUGUCUUCAAGUAUCCUUCUAAUCAAGAUUUGGUUUCUUGGAUAGGUCUCCCUUACGGGAGAAAAUGCCAGUAUGAAUAUUCUAGCUACUGAACGUUGUUUUUCAUUGAUGAUAAACUUUUCGUUGUCUACCUCAGGCUUUGUAUGUAUCGUGAGCCAGUCACUGCCAAGAUUUCUUAAGGGUCUUCAAAGUAGAGGUCAUUUCCAGGGACCAGGGCCCUAUAAUAUAAGUUGUACCAAAAUACCUGUUGCUUUUACUGGUCCUUUGGUCAAUAGGAAGCAUAGGUAUAUGAUGUCACCACCUCCCUAGCUGCGGUUAUGUGGAGUACUACACCUGGUGAGAAGUUUCUUCAUUUCCCCACCCUCUGACAGAGCAACAUUCCUGAUUAUUUGAAGGCAGUCAAUGCAAUGACUGCUACACUUAUUUAGUGAUAGACUUAUUUAGCAGAUAUAUAGGGGAUGGAGGUUGGAGGACAGUCACCUCUUCACCUGCAUUCUUCUCCAUUUCUCCUCCACUUCCAUUUAGCCCUGAAGCAUGUGUGCCUGUUCCUCACUGCAAUACUGAGCAAGUGUGGACUUCCAGGAAUACUCUCCUCAGUUUGCCUGGGGAGACUUUUGUGUCGGCCCCAAAGCCCUCUCUGCUCCCUGGACUCAUCCUGUACGAUGCGUCCUUGGGGACAACAUACCUUGGAUAAAGCCAAGUUGACAGCUAAUAUUUAUUAAGCUCCUACCUUAUGUCAAUCACUUUUCUAAAUGUUUUAUAUAUGUUAACUCAUUUUGAUCCUUGUAACAACUGUAUGAGGUAAACACCAUUAUCCCUAUUUUAAUGAUGAGGAAACCAAGGCACAGGAUACAAACUUGCCCAGGGCAGAGCCAGGAUUUGAGCACCCCAUAUCCCCCAAGUCAGGCCUGCACUCCAAUUGCAUGUUAUUUACCUCCAGGAGUGUUAGAAAGGCCCAAAUGACUCCUCGCUGAUCCACUACAUGGGCUUGAAAUGUUAACUAUUGGAGCUACAUCUUUUUGGUUUAAAACUUAGAUACUUGUUUCAAUGUUCCCUGAGAGGAAGAUUUACUCCUGAGUGAGAGGCUGUGAGGCAGAGAGAGCAGGAGGGCACUUGAGUUUACUAGGGGAGGAGGUAAAAAGUGAAUAGUCAACAGGCAGGAGGGGAAGAUAGACUUGGAUUUCACAUUUUGGUAGACCUGCUCCUUUAGUAACCAGACCUGUAGCAAAUGUAGUCUGUAUGUUAACUGGCGUGGGGAGGGGGCUGGUGGUGGAAUCUCCUCUCACCCUCACCUUUUAGAAGUGGCAGUUAGGAGUUGAGAGAGUGUAGCCAAGGGAAGAGGCCAAGAGAAAAGAAAUUAUUUCUUCAGUUUGAGCUGAUUACUCAGGUAGAGGCAAAUCAUUUUGUUUUAACUUUUUACUGAAGUGUAACAUAUAUACAAACAAGUUAGUGAUUUUUAACAAAUAGAACACAUGCAUACAGUCACCACCCAGAUCAACAAACAAUAUUACCAGUACCCCAGAAGCUCCCCUCAUGCUCCCUUCCAGUUACUACCUCCCCAAAGGUAACCACUAUCCUGACAUCUAAGAGCAUAGACGAAUUUUGUCUGUUUUUGGACAUUACAUGAUUGGAAUCAAACAGUAUAUAUUCCUUUGUAUCUGGCUUAUUCUCUCAACAUUAUGUUUAUGAGAUUUUUGUUGCAUGUAAUUGUACAUGGUUUAUUCUCAUGACUGUAUAGUAUUCCACUGUGUGAAUAAACCACGUAUUAUUUAUCUGA
Molecule: messenger RNA, 6269 nt
Organism: Diceros bicornis minor
Lineage: Eukaryota; Metazoa; Chordata; Mammalia; Perissodactyla; Rhinocerotidae
Gene: RNMT
Product: RNA guanine-7 methyltransferase
Exons: 11
Coding region: 107-1543 (478 amino acids)
Biological process (GO): 7-methylguanosine mRNA capping
Cellular component (GO): nucleus
Molecular function (GO): mRNA 5'-cap (guanine-N7-)-methyltransferase activity
Source: RefSeq, a predicted model, not a curated record